GACUCGGUGAACGGACCCUGGCUCCUCUCGGCGCCGACACGCUGCGGAGGUGGACCCCUGAAAGCCGUGGCUGUGACGGCGCUCCUGAGCGUGCUGGCGCUCCCGCUGCUGAGGGCCGUUGGACCGAGGGCCUUCUCCAUGGCGUCUGAGACGUACGCGCCGGGCACUCACUCCGCCGCCUUCGUCACCUGCCCCAACGAGGCCGUGGCUAAAGACCUGGCCAGGGCUAUCGUGGAAAAGAAGUUGGCCGCCUGCGUCAACAUCGUCCCCGCCAUCACGUCCGUAUAUGAGUGGCAGGGUAAGAUCGAGGAGGACACUGAGGUGCUGCUGAUGAUCAAAACCAGAAGCUCCAAGGUGCCCGCUCUGGCUGAAUACGUCCGGUCCAACCAUCCCUACGAGGUGGCCGAGGUCAUCAGCCUGCCCAUCGACCAGGGGAACCCGCCCUACCUCAAGUGGAUUGGACAAGUCGUCCCCGAGUGAGGACGCACAGCGGGUGACCUCAUCGGUUGCCCCCGGAGACGCAGGGAGACAACAUCCCAAAACCUGUGAUGUUCUUAAGGAGAGUUACAAGAAGAAAGUGAGCGCCGCAUUUAGUUGAUUUACACUAUGAGAAUCUAAAAGGCUUUUCUCUUCUUGGAGGCCUUUGAUUGGUUGAUAAGCGUCACCUGGUUUCUCCUCCUCCUUGUUGACCUCCAGAGGCCGGCCUCGGCCUCGGCCUCUGCAGAAUAAACCGCUGCAGCUCCUUCUCGCCACAUGCAUCUUUAAAUGGUCAGAUUGCUCAUUUCUUCUGUGAGUGAAGCACUUUGUAAUAAAUUGGAUCCAUUUUUGAUCGA
This is a messenger RNA of Gasterosteus aculeatus aculeatus (three-spined stickleback), 833 nucleotides long. NCBI's taxonomy places the organism in Eukaryota, Metazoa, Chordata, Actinopteri, Perciformes, Gasterosteidae. The record is from RefSeq and is a predicted model, not a curated record.